GAACAGAAGUUGUUAAGAAGACGAAACGAAUCCGACCUUGAAUUGGACUCCAACUGUUCGUAUAAAAUCCCCAAACAACGCGGAAAAAAAUAAAAAUUCAAGAACUAGCAUACCAAGCAGCCAAAUUGCAACUGAAUUGGCAGAUAUCGAUCGAUGGGGUCCAACGCAGAGUUGCUGGAGGGGACGGUGAAGAACGUACUGGAGCAGGAUUCAUUGAAGUGGAUUUUCGUCGGCGGGAAAGGCGGCGUCGGCAAAACCACGUGCAGCUCUAUCAUCUCGAUUUUGCUCGCGACCGUGCGGGAGUCUGUGCUCAUCAUCUCCACCGACCCCGCUCAUAACCUCAGCGAUGCCUUCCAGCAGAAGUUCACCAAGUCUCCCUCGCUUGUUAAUGGCUUCUCCAACUUGUACGCUAUGGAAAUUGAUCCUACUGUGGAACAUGAAGACUCUCUUGUAUCAGAUGCAACUGAUGGAUUCGUAUCAGAACUAGCAAAUUCUAUCCCAGGAAUCGAUGAGGCAAUGAGUUUUGCGGAAAUGCUAAAGCUUGUGCAGACCAUGGAUUAUUCUGUCAUAGUAUUUGAUACAGCUCCAACCGGACACACUCUACGCUUGCUACAGUUUCCUUCGACAUUAGAGAAAGGGCUUAGCAAGAUCAUGACCAUAAAGAAUAGAUUUGGUGGCUUAUUGAGCCAAAUGACUCGCCUCUUUGGUGUCGGUGAGGAAUUCAAUGAAGAUGCCAUACUUGGUAAACUUGAGGGCUUGAAAGAAGUGGUUGAACAAGUGAACACACAGUUUAAGGAUCCAGAUUUUACGACUUUCAUCUGUGUCUGCAUUCCAGAAUUCCUCUCUCUUUAUGAAACUGAGCGGCUUGUGCAGGAGCUUACUAAAUUUGAGAUUGAUACACAUAAUAUCAUCAUUAACCAAGUAAUUUAUGACGAAGAAGUUGUUGAGUCGAAGUUGCUCAAAGCUAGAAUGCGCAUGCAGCAGAAAUACCUGAAUCAGUUUUACAUGCUAUACGAUGACUUCAACAUAACUAAGCUGCCGUUGUUGCCUCAAGAGGUUUGUGGGGUUGAAGCAUUGAAAGAAUUUUCGCACAAUUUUAUAUGCCCGUAUAAACCUUCCAUCACUCGAGGCACGUUGGAAGAGGUGGAGCAGAGAGUAUCUACACUGAGAGAGCAGCUCAAGAAUGCAGAAGCAGAGCUGGAUAGACUCAACAAGGGGAAACUGAAGGCUUAGAGAGAAGAGAGAGAGGAGCUUUGAGGUGUCAUUAUCAUGUUUUAUUAAAUUUAAAUUUUAAAUUUUAAAGUGUUUUCCUCAUUUUUGUUGUCCGAUACCUGACAUUAUAGUAGAGUUGAAUAGUCUUUGAAUAUAUUCAAUGUUGUAACAUUUGUAAACGUGUUGCAUUAAUCAACACGUUUUACUGUAGUCUCAAUAAGUAUUGCUUUUUAGUUUUUAUUUUGUAA
Molecule: messenger RNA, 1460 nt
Organism: Salvia hispanica
Lineage: Eukaryota; Viridiplantae; Streptophyta; Magnoliopsida; Lamiales; Lamiaceae
Product: ATPase GET3A-like
Biological process (GO): tail-anchored membrane protein insertion into ER membrane
Cellular component (GO): GET complex
Molecular function (GO): ATP binding; ATP hydrolysis activity
Source: RefSeq, a predicted model, not a curated record